Molecule: messenger RNA, 388 nt
Organism: Dipodomys ordii (Ord's kangaroo rat)
Lineage: Eukaryota; Metazoa; Chordata; Mammalia; Rodentia; Heteromyidae
Gene: Timm13
Product: translocase of inner mitochondrial membrane 13 homolog (yeast)
Exons: 3
Coding region: 78-365 (95 amino acids)
Source: RefSeq, a predicted model, not a curated record
CGUGGUGCCACGGGCGGCCUGGCUUCCGGCGGCUGCGGGUCAGCGCGUGCGGCGGCGGCCCAGUGGACUGCGGAGCCAUGGAGAGUGGCUUUGGCUCGGACUUCGGGGGCUCCGGCGGCGGUAAGCUGGACCCGGGGCUCAUCAUGGAGCAGGUGAAGGUGCAGAUCGCCGUGGCCAACGCGCAGGAGCUGCUGCAGAGGAUGACCGACAAGUGCUUCCGGAAGUGCAUCGGGAAGCCGGGGGGCUCCCUGGACAACUCGGAGCAGAAGUGCAUCGCCAUGUGUAUGGACCGCUACAUGGACGCCUGGAACACCGUGUCCCGUGCCUACAACUCGAGGCUGCAGCGGGAACGAGCCAACAUGUGACCCGGAGCCCCGGCCUCGCCAGG